Messenger RNA from Columba livia (rock pigeon), 3842 nucleotides. RefSeq names its product cytosolic phospholipase A2 epsilon. Gene Ontology annotation, molecular function: calcium ion binding; calcium-dependent phospholipid binding. Bases 196 to 2730 code for a protein of 844 amino acids. Gene Ontology annotation, biological process: glycerophospholipid catabolic process. The record is from RefSeq and is a predicted model, not a curated record. Gene Ontology annotation, cellular component: cytosol. The transcript has 21 exons. Lineage: Eukaryota; Metazoa; Chordata; Aves; Columbiformes; Columbidae.
UCUUCAUGUGGCAGAGAACAAGUUCCUAAUUUGUGCUUUGGAAAUCAGUGGGAGGUGGAGCUAUGAGUCAAUCUAUAGAGCUUUUCUUCCCUGCUUCAGCUGGUUGGAAAAUAGCGUGGUCCAGGAGCACCUGCCAGCUGUGAGACAUACAGACUAGACCAUUAUAGUGUUGCUUUUCAUGAGACAGAGAUACUAAUGGGAUCAUCAGCCUGUUCACCUUUGGAUCAGUUCAUCCAAGCAAACCCACACAGGAAGACUGGAAUUAGGAAGAAGGAUCAUGAAAGACCUCACAGUGCUGAAGACAAGUCAGAAGAGCCUCAGUUGUGCUGGCUUACUGUAAAAAUCAUAAGCAUGAAAAAUCUCCGCAAAGCAGAUCUCUUGACCCUAACUGACUGCUACGUGAAGCUGUGGCUGCCAACGGCUUCACGUCAGGAAGCCCGGACAAGAACUGUACGUAACUGCAGAAACCCUGUCUGGAAUGAAACCUUCCACUUCAUGAUCCAAAGUGAAGUAAAGAACAUCCUGGAGCUGACAGUCUGCGAUGAGGACACUUUCACACCAGAUGACCAGCUUUUGACUGUUCGCUUUGAUGUAGCUAAAAUCCAACCGGGAGAAAAAGUUCAACUGAAUUUUAAGUUGAAUCCAGAGAAAGAGGAAGAACUAGAAGUGGAAUUUCUACUGGAAAACAUUCCAGGUGUAUCUGAAAACAUCAUUACUAAUGGCGUACUAGUGUCUCGUGAAGUUUCCUGUUUGGAAGUAAAGGUCAAUGAUACAAAAAAGAAGACUCCUUACACAAGAAGAGACUUCACGUUUGCAGUGAAAGGAUCCUAUGAAGAAACCCAGGAUGUUUGCAUAGAUCCUUGUUGCAGCCAGGGAGGCAGCAAAACCACCAAGUUCCACUACAUCAAGCACAGUCAGCCCAGACUGCACAUGACUCUGCCAAAGGAGCAUUUUUUCUGUGGUCAUGGCUCAACUAGUAGAAAAAUGGAUGUAACUAGUCCCCUGGCUGUGCCUCUGCCUCCUCUGGACUUGGGAAAGGAAGUGACAGUGAUGAGAGGUGAAUCUUAUGAGGUGUCUGUGAAGGAAGAAGAUGGUUGCAAGAAUUUAGAUUUGCGGUUGGGGUUUGAUCUAUGUGCAGAGGAGCAGGAUUUCAUCUGUAAAAGGAAGAAGGUGGUUGCAGCUGCUCUGAAAAAUGUUCUUCAGCUAGAUGAAGAUCUGGAGGAGGAUGAGGUGCCAGUGGUUGCAGUCAUGACCACAGGAGGGGGAAUACGGUCUGUGACAUCUCUGUUUGGCAGUCUUCUGGGUCUCCAGGAGUUAGGUGUUUUGGACUGUGUCUCAUACAUCAGUGGUUUAUCUGCCACAACAUGGACCAUGGCAAAGUUAUAUGAAGAUGCAAACUGGUCACAGAAGGAUCUCAGACACCCAGUUUGUGAUAUCAGGAAAAAUGUGACCAAGAGCAAGCUGCAGUGUUUCUCAUUGGAUCGUAUGAAAUACUAUGAGGAGGAGCUAUGUGAAAGGAAGGAAGAGGGGCACAAGCUGUCCUUCGCAGAUUUCUGGGGACUCUUCAUUGACAGCAUGCUACAUGAACAGGGAAGUACUCAGAAACUCUCUGAUCAGCAACUGGCAGUAAAUCAGGGGCAGAAUCCUCUGCCCAUAUAUCUGUCCCUCAAUGUCAAGGAUGACUUUAGCACUUUGGAUUUUAAAGAGUGGGUGGAGUUCACACCUUAUGAGGUGGGUUUCCUGAAAUAUGGAGCCUUUGUUCAUUCAGAGGAUUUUGGGAGUGAGUUCUUCAUGGGUCACCUGAUGAAGAAGAUCCCAGAGUCUCGCAUCUGCUUCUUGGAAGGAACAUGGGGUAAUAUAUUUUCCCAGAGUUUUAUGGAUGCUGUCUACCUCUCUGGUCAUUCAGAGGACUUCUGGCACAGAUGGACCCGAGACACUGCACUUGACAUUGAGGAACACCCUGCUCUGCCCAAGAAGCCUCAUGAGCAGACAACUUCCUUAUCCAUUCCCAAAGGUUUCCUUUCCAAUGCUCUUCGAGAAAUGAUGACUGGACGACCUGUGGUUUCAACUUACCAUAAUUUCCUCAAGGGCUUGCAGCUACAUAACAAGUAUUUAGAGAAUGAGAGAUUUUGCAUGUGGAAAGACACUGUGCUUGAUUCUUCUCCCAACCAGCUGAAUGAAACGGGUGAUUACCUCAAGCUGGUAGACACAGCUUUCUUCAUCAAUACCAGCUGCCCACCCAUUCUGAGGCCAGAAAGGAAAGUGGAUGUCAUUUUGCAUUUAAAUUACAGCGGAGGAUCACAGACUCUGCCACUGGACAGGUUCUCGGAGUACUGUUUGGAGCAGGGGAUCCCAUUCCCUAGCACGGAGAUGAGCCAGGAAGACCGGGAACACCUGAAGGAAUGCUAUGUGUUUGAUGACAGCUCAGAGGCACCAGUGUUGGUCUAUUUCCCACUGGUGUGUGAUACCUUCAAAAAAUACAAGGCACCGAAUGUGGAGCGUAGUCACACAGAGAUGAAGCAGGGAAGAGUAGAUGUGUCCAACCCUAUUGCUCCCUAUGGUACUGGUCUGCUUACAUAUACUGAAGAGAAUUUCAACAAAUUGCUGAACCUGUGCAACUACAACAUCCUGAAUAAUAAAGAUUUAAUUCUUCAGGCUUUGCGAACUGCUGUGGAACGAAGGAAGCGAUUUAAAAACUGUUCGGCACCUCAGUCAUCAAAACUUUCUUAAAGUAUAUUUUGACAAAUCUUAUCAGAAGGAGAAAUACAAAUGUUUUGGUAAUGGAUUAACAAAUAUUCAGAGAACAUGAAUCCAUACAGAAUAAACACAAGUUAGCUGGUUUAAAAAAAAAAAAAAAAAAAAAAAAUCAAGUCUAAUGCUGGUUAUCACAUUAAAGUCAUUGGCAAAUCACGAUUACUUUAAAAAAUUCUCUCCACUGUUUUAGGGAAUGGAAAGGCACUCAUAGAACUAUAGGGGGACCUGUCUGCAUGUACAGCCAUAUAAGAAUGAGAUUUCAACCUCACAAAUGUUCAUGCCAGAUUUGGGUGCAAAUGUUGGUAGUAUGUGGUCUUUAAAGCAGAGAUUAAGCAAAGCCUCACCUUGUUUGCAGACCUCUGCUCAUGACAGUAAGGAGUCAACCAGAUACCAAAAAUUUUUACACCUGGAAAAGGAAGCCUAAUAAUUGAAGAACUGCACAUGACACCAUCUGUUUUCUCAGUAUUCAUCUAUUAGGCAGAAGUCUAACCUUCAGUGGCCUUACCUGUUUGGCUGUCAUUGCACUGAGUUUUCAUUGUUGAUGGACCAUCCCACAGCGAUCACCAUAUAAUAGGCUGAUUUUUCUGUCAGCUGUCUGAUAAAUAUCAUCUGGUUGCAUCCAUUUUUGCUGAACUUCCCUCUGAACUGUUGCCUACCAAGCAGAUCUUGAAGCUGAGGAUAGCACUUAAGGUUUUGAAUCCCACACUUAGUGGGUUUGGAAAAACAGUUUAACAGCCUAGCCUUUGGCCAUAACCAUGUCUUCAUCUAUUAAUCUACUGCGAGCUCACAGAUGUUCAUGAUGGCAACAAAACUUGUGACAUCAACUCCUUUGGCUUCUGCAACAUUAUGAUGGAGAGCGUGCAGCUGCUGCUACAGUUUUAUUCCUAACGCCAUUCAAAGCACAGUGUUCAUGAGAUUUUCAUACUUGUUUUAGAUAAAUGUUUUUUUCAAGAAAAUGCAUUCAACUGGCCAUUCUUAGAUCUUGUUUUCUCUUGUAUAUAUCAAUAUAGAUACAGUGUAAUAGCUACCAUUCAAAUAUUAAGUAUGUAUGUAUAAUCUUAUUAAAAAUAAGAGUCUUAGAGAUGCAA